CCAACCAUGCUGAUAAAACAAACUUGUACCAGAAUCCAUCAGCCAGUCUCAAUGAUACACUUGCAAGCCAAAAUGAUAAAUUCCUCUACCAAUUUCACGAAUUCACCUGAAAGUCUUAUGGAUUCCAUUGGAAGUCUCGUGGAUUCAUCUGUCGAUCUCUUCAAUUCUCCAGAAAGUCUCGUGAAUUCUUCAGAAAGUCUCGUGAAUUCCUCUUCAUGGUUCGGAAACACCAGUUCCGAGGUCGAAGAUGCAAGGAACUUGUCAUUGCAUGGAAAGAACCAGACAACUUACACCAUCAUUGGGACCCUGGUCAUCUCAUUAAAUAUCGUCGGUAUCAUUUUGUUCUGCAAAUCGAAGACGAUCUUCAAAAACCUGCAAGUAUACAUAGUCAGUUUGAUGGUCUGCGAUCUGCUCACGGGAUUUUCAUUCCUUCUGAGUCCUUUGGCCUUCCAGCUAUCUGAGUCCCGAGUCGUUUUGGAACAAACAUCUUCGAUUGUUCGCACAAUGCUUCUGCUGUCUCUUCUUCACACGGCUGGGCUAUCCAUUGAUCGGUUUAUAUCCGUCAGACUACCAAAUGUCUACAAUAUACGCGUCACCUCGAGAAUUAGUACGCUGGUCUGUCUUUGCAUCUGGACCGUUAUGAUCACGUACCACAUCUUGUUAAUCUCAUUCUCGACGAAUGCUCCAAUGUCUGGUCAGUUUGAUAUGAAAAGUUACGUCGUAUUUAUCUCCGUCUACAUAGUCUGUUUGUUGAUAUAUCUCACCUCCAGCAAAAGUAUCAUAUCUUGCGCCAGGGACCAUCUCAAACAUAUCAAAGCCAACGCUCCGCUCCAAGAACAGCAGAAAUCUAACACUUUCCGGUUGUCAAUCGUCAUAACAACAGCUUCUGGAUUCCUGUAUAUCCUGUAUCUCCCGGCCGAGAUUUAUGUAACUUUGACUUUCUUCGACCCUUUUGGAGAAAUGAAAGUCACCCGUUUUUUUAUGGCAAUAGCGUAUCCCCUGUUGACCAUAGAAAGUCUCUUGAACCCAUUGCUUUAUGUGCUCAGAUUCAAGGAAACUCGACAAAUGAUCAAACGUGUCUUUUGUCAAUCCAUUACUCUCUUUGAGGGCAACACCGGUAGUAAUACUUCUUCGACGGGUACACAUAAAGAGUCCAAGGAAUGUUCAUCGGACACAACGGAAAGAAAACCGGAACAAUGAGCUGCAGUCUUGUCCGACGAUAUCUGAAAUUUUAUUUUCUGGUAUUUUCAGAAUGGGAAUGAACCAUGUAUCAGCUUAAUUGGCAUUUUCUAGCACAACUACCCCUUUGUGGAUUGACCAACUUGCAUUUCAACUGGGCUUUUUUUCCUUUCGGCAUUAUAACUAAAACCUGUAUACUAGUAUACUGAACAUAAUCCAUAAUCUAUAUAAGUAUUAUGGAAAAGUGAAUGCUGCUAUCAAAAACUAUUAAUAUUCAUUUUUCUACACGUAUAUCAAUAGAUAGAGAUCAUUUAGUUCACUCAAGGCGUUUGAAACAAGUUACAAAUGACACUGGUUUCAAGUGAAAUACACAUGUAUGCACAAAUUACGUGGUUUUAGCUCAAAAUUCAGACAAAUCUUGUUGGUUUCAAAGAGCCGUGGUUGAGUGACCAGCAAUGAAAUAGACAGCCGAACUUAUUACAUGCAUUACAUACAUUACAAUGUGUACUAAAAUAAAAUGUUA
This is a messenger RNA of Magallana angulata, 1702 nucleotides long. RefSeq names its product melanocortin receptor 5-like. Gene Ontology annotation, cellular component: membrane. Gene Ontology annotation, biological process: G protein-coupled receptor signaling pathway. The record is from RefSeq and is a predicted model, not a curated record. The transcript has a single exon. Gene Ontology annotation, molecular function: G protein-coupled receptor activity. NCBI's taxonomy places the organism in Eukaryota, Metazoa, Mollusca, Bivalvia, Ostreida, Ostreidae. Bases 7 to 1200 code for a protein of 397 amino acids.